CUUCUUCUUCUUCGUCUCAUGUUGCUUCUUCUGCAACUAAUUCUAUGGGUGCUGCAAAGAGAACUGAGGGAGAAAAGGAAGCAAAGGCUCUUCUAACAUGGAAAGCUAGCCUUGACAAUGAAAGCCAGUCUCUCCUGUCUUCUUGGGUUGGAGGCAGCCCUUGCAAAUGGGCCGGAAUCAAUUGUGACGAGUCAAGAAGCAUCACAAGUUUAAACCUUUCAAGUUAUGGUGUGAGAGGUACCCUCCAUAGUCUCAACUUCUCAUCCUUUGCCAACUUACAUAGUCUUGACCUUUUCAAUAAUUCACUCUAUGGGACCAUUCCAUCACAUAUUGGAAACCUCUCAAAACUCCUUUUUCUUCGUCUUUCUAUAAAUAAAAUCACUGGGGGAAUUCCAUCGGAAAUAGGCCAACUACCAAGUUUAAGAAUCUUUUACCUCUCCAGAAACCUCAUCAGUGGUUCUAUACCACAAGAAAUAGGAAAUUUGAGCUCGCUUACUGACCUCUCGUUGUUCAGAAACUACCUUAGAGGUGCAAUCCCUGCUUCCAUUGGAAACUUGGGAAACUUAACCGCUCUACACCUCUGUUAUACUUUACUUUCUGGACCAAUUCCUUCCAGUAUAGGAAACCUGACAAAGCUCACCCAAUUGCACCUCCAAGAAAAUCAGUUAUCUGGCUUCAUUCCUGCUGAAAUAGGAAAGCUGAAAUCGCUCUCUCUUCUAAGUUUGUUCAGCAACAAAUUAACUGGCUCAAUACCACAAGAAAUUAUUAACCUUACAUGGUUGCAUACAUUGCAUCUAGGUGACAACAUGUUGUCUGGGUAUCUGCCACAAAAUAUAUGCCUCUCGGGGGUACUUGAAAACUUCACCAUCUAUAACAACAAUUUUGUGGGUCCUGUCCCAAGAACCCUGAAAAACUGCACUAGCCUGCUUAGAGUGAGGUUUGAAAGAAACCAUCUAACUGGAAAUAUAUCAGAAGACUUUGGCAUAUAUCCUAAUUUGGACUACAUUGAUUUGAGUUAUAAUAAAUUGUAUGGAGAACUUACUCCUGAUUGGGGGAAGUGUCAAAGCUUAAAAAGCCUGAAAAUAUCCCACAAUAAUAUUUCUGGUAGAAUACCAGCAAACUUUGGGGAAUCAAUUCAGGCACUUGACCUCUCUUCCAAUCAUCUAGUAGGAGAGAUUCCCAGGGAAAUUGGUAGGCUGACUUUAUUAUUCAACCUAAUUUUGAGCGAUAACAAAUUUUCAGGCAAUGUUCCAUCAGAAAUUGGGAUGCUAUCUAAUUUGAGACAUCUUAACUUGGCUGCAAAUAAUCUGAGUGGUCCUGUCCCCAAAGAAAUAGGAAAUUGUGUUAAAUUACUGACCUUGAAAUUGAGCAAUAAUAGAUUUGAGGGAAGUGUUCCUUUAGAGAUCAGUGGUUUGCUUUCUCUUCACGAUCUUGAUCUUAGUCAGAAUUCACUUGUGGGAGAAAUACCACCAGAGCUCGGAACAAUGCGCCACUUAGAAGUAUUGCGUCUUUCCCACAAUGAGCUCUCUGGUUCCAUCCCAUACACUUUCAGCCAAAUGUUAACCCUGACAUCUGUUGAUAUGUCCUACAAUCAGUUGGAGGGCCCUGUUCCUAACAACAAAGCCUUUCGUGAUGCUUCAACAGAAGCAUUUACAGAUAAUAAAGGCUUGUGUGGUAACAUCACCGGUUUGAUGUCCUGCCCCUCUAGGAAGAUCCACAAGGCAGAAGGUAAGAAGGGUCGCUUAAUCUUGAUAGCGGUCUCUUCUUUAGGCAGUUUGUUUGUUCUCUUUAUCAUUGCGGGUGUAUUAUGUUUCAUUUGGCUGAGAGUGAGGAACAAAGGAAAAAUCAAGCCAGAGGAUGCCCAAAAUGUUAAUUUGUUUGCAGUAUUGAGCUAUGAUGGACAACUGGUAUAUGGGAACAUCAUUGAAGCAACAGAGAACUUCAACUCCAAAUAUUGCAUUGGAGAGGGUGGAUUUGGAAGUGUUUAUAGAGCUGAUCUGCCUGGCGGUCAAGUUGUUGCUGUGAAGAAACUUCAUGCAAUAGAGGAUGACAGCACGGCCGGUCUGAAAGCUUUUUUAAGUGAGAUUCAAGCACUAACAGAGAUACGACAUCACAACAUUGUGAGGCUCCAUGGUUUCUGUUGGCAUCCACGACAUGCCUUCUUGGUUUAUGAGUUCAUGGAAAGGGGAAGCUUGGAAAGUAUACUUAACGACGAUCAAGCAGCAAUGAAGUUUGGAUGGAGUAAGAGGGUAAAUGUUAUUAAAGGUUUGGCCAAUGCUUUAUCCUACAUGCACCAUGACUGCUCAACACCAAUAAUUCAUCGAGACAUAUCCAGCAAGAAUGUUUUGUUAGAUUCAAAGGAGGAGGCAAUCCUCUCGGACUUUGGCACAGCUAAAAUUUUGAAGCCAGGCUCAUCCAAUUGGACCUCAUUUGCAGGUACCAUAGGAUACACUGCUCCAGAGCUUGCUUAUACAAUGGAAGUCAAUGAAAAAUGUGAUGUAUAUAGCUUUGGAAUGGUGAUAAUGGAAGCACUUCUUGGAGGCCAUCCAGGAGUUUUCGUCACAUUUUUAUCAACUUUGACAUCAUCAACUGCCCGUCAUACACUGCUGAAAGAUGUGUUAGACCAACGUCUCUCACAGCCCAUGAAUGAAGUCGCAGAGGAUGUGGUCUUUAUGAUGAAGCUAGCUCUUGCAUGCCUGUUAUCCAGUCCACAAUCUCGGCCAACCAUGCGACAAGCUUCUCAACAGUUAUCAGCUCAAAAGUGGCCUUCACCAGAGAUGUUCCACAUGAUAACAUUAGGACAACUGUUUGACUUUUAG
This is a messenger RNA of Cornus florida, 2819 nucleotides long. RefSeq names its product MDIS1-interacting receptor like kinase 2-like. Lineage: Eukaryota; Viridiplantae; Streptophyta; Magnoliopsida; Cornales; Cornaceae. The record is from RefSeq and is a predicted model, not a curated record. Gene Ontology annotation, biological process: protein phosphorylation. The transcript is spliced from 2 exons. Gene Ontology annotation, molecular function: ATP binding; protein kinase activity; protein binding. Bases 45 to 2819 code for a protein of 924 amino acids.